Sorex araneus (European shrew) is the source of this 1557-nucleotide messenger RNA. RefSeq names its product ubiquilin-3-like. NCBI's taxonomy places the organism in Eukaryota, Metazoa, Chordata, Mammalia, Eulipotyphla, Soricidae. The transcript has a single exon. Gene Ontology annotation, biological process: ubiquitin-dependent protein catabolic process. The record is from RefSeq and is a predicted model, not a curated record. Gene Ontology annotation, cellular component: cytosol. Bases 1 to 1557 code for a protein of 518 amino acids. Gene Ontology annotation, molecular function: polyubiquitin modification-dependent protein binding.
AUGGCACAGGCUAGGGAAGAAGCAGGGGACAGCAGACUGGUGUCUGGUAGGGAGCUCUCACACAUCAUCAGAGUGUCUGUCAAGACUCCACAGGACUGCCAAGAAUUUAUGCUGGCAGAAAAUAGCAGCGUCCGCCACUUUAAGAAGCAGAUCUCCAAACGUCUUCACUGUGACACGGAUCGACUGGUGCUUAUCUUCACUGGAAAGAUCCUCCGGGAUCAAGAUAUUCUGAGUCAGCGUGGCGUUCUUGAUGGUGCAACAGUCCAUUUGGUGGUAAGGACCCGCAUGAAGGGAACUCAGCCAAGUGCUGGGAGUCAACCAGGUCCCACGUGCCCCUGUACUCAACGCACUGAAUCAUCCACCUCAGAGAGUGUCAGUGUGCUGGCGCGUCUGGGCCGUCUGGUGAGAAACUCACCUGAUUUGGCUGACUUUUUAGCCCAGCUGGGUCAACUCCUGAUGACUGCACCUGAGUCUGUGCUUCAGUUCUUGGAAGACCCGCUGGUUCAAGGUGGUGUGGCAAGUGAGAAGCCUGCUCAUACUAGCCAUGCUCCUGAGUCCUCAAGAACGUUACAGAAACCUGAGCCAACCCUUAAGACUCCAGAAACCUUACAGAGCCCAGCCCAACAGCAGGAGUUGCUGCAGGCAGCCAAGCCUGGGCCAGAGACCCUGAUGGCUGUGCCAGGUGGUGACAAUGUGACUCCUCAGGUCUGCUCUAAUAUGCAGCACCUCAUGCUCUGCACUCUGGCCCAGCUGGUCUCCUGCAAAGGCCACAACACAGGUUCAGAACACUGCAGAGAUGAAGCCAGCGCUCUUAGCAGUACCGACACCCCUGCCCACAUCCCUACUGCCUUUGCGCCUGUGAAGUCACUGGUGCAGGAGAUCAGGGCAGGAAUAGCCGCCCAGGCCAGAGGCGUGGCCUCAAACCAAACCAAUUCAGGGAGUAGAAAUGUUAUGCUGGACUUCUCAGGUCAGGAUUCUGCCUCCCAGGACAGCCAGCAGCCCAUGGAGAAAGCAAAUCCAGCCAAUCAGCUGAGACCAUCACCAUCUGACUUGCGUCGAGCCUUGCAUGUUCUGCAACAGAAUCCAGCCUUGCUACACCAGCUAACAACAGGCAGCCCCCUGAGGCAUCACAUACCACUUCUUCCAAUCCUCACCAACCCAAGAGCACUGCAGGCAUUGAUACAGAUAGAAAAGGGCCUGCAAACGCUGUCCAGGGAAGUGCCUGGGCUAGGACCUUGCUUAUGGGGCACAGGUAGACCACAUGGAGCUAGAGGAGUCCCUGAAAGUAGAGGCGGAGGACAAGACCAUAGAGCAGACCCUGUGCAACCAACCAUGGCCGUUCUUCAGCUUCUCAAUGCACUGGCCAAUGCCUGCGCCCAGCCUACCCAACUCUCACUAUGCUCAUUACCCCUCACAGAUGGUCGCUACCAGCAAGAAUUGGAGCAUCUGAGGGCCAUGGGUUUUGUUAAUCAUGAUGCCAAUCUACAGGCCCUGAUCGCCACAAAUGGAGAUAUUCAUGCUGCCAUAGAGAAGCUGCUGGGGAUACAAGAACCCUAG